Glycine soja is the source of this 1837-nucleotide messenger RNA. RefSeq names its product pectinesterase QRT1-like. Lineage: Eukaryota; Viridiplantae; Streptophyta; Magnoliopsida; Fabales; Fabaceae. Gene Ontology annotation, biological process: cell wall modification. Bases 557 to 1648 code for a protein of 363 amino acids. The record is from RefSeq and is a predicted model, not a curated record. Gene Ontology annotation, molecular function: pectinesterase activity. The transcript has 5 exons.
ACCAGUUAAACAGAACAAAGAGAAGAGCAUAGUUGGGGGCAGUUGCACCCAAUAUCCGCACCCCAUGAAUCUACAACCGCUCUUCUUCUAUAAAAAUAAAUACUCUCUCAGUUACUCAACACUCUUUCUAUUUCUACUGAUGCAUUUGGCAAGUCUCAUAAUUUAUUCAACUUUUCUCAACAAGAGAAAAGGUUUUUUUAUGUUGCUUCUAUUAAACUCAAAAACAAAGCCACGUUUAUUUUCCUAGCUAGUACUCUCCUUCUUUAUAUUUCAUAUAUAAUAACAACGUCAACAUAUGCAUGCCUAAUAUAUCAGGAUUGGAACAGACGUAUGUGUAUUAUCACCAUAUAUAACGCUCGAAUAUUUAUUGCAUUCAGCUACUCCACGCUUCAACUCUAAAACCGUUACUCCACUAUAUUCAUCAGUAACACAAGCUUUUUGUUCUCAUUAUGGAGUUUAUUUUUCCCACUUUGUUCCUAUAAUAAUAACACAUCAUCAACAGUUUUUAACACCCAAACCUUCAUGCUGAGUUUCUUAUUUGUUGCGUGGCAACGCAAUGAUGAUGAUGAUGAUGGGGUUGGUGUCUUCCAGAGUUGUGUUCUUGUUUGUUGUUUCGAUUUUCGUGAUUUGGGCUCAGGUGGUGGAUUUAGCAGAAGGUGGUGCUGUUCGAAAUUACAUUAGUUGGGAAGAUUUGCAGGUGAAUGAACAAAGGUUGGCCGUGAAGUCGUCCCAUAACCAGGUUCGAGUUAUAACUGUUAACCAGAAUGGUGGGGGACAUUCCAAAACUGUUCAAGGUGCUGUGAAUAUGGUUCCUGAUAAUAACAGACAAAGGGUCAAAAUUUUCAUUUUUCCAGGAAUUUACAGAGAAAAAGUGCGUGUGCCUGUGACCAAGCCUUAUGUAUCAUUUAUAGGGAAAAGAAAUCGAACAGCAAGUCCUAUAAUUACUUGGAACAGUAAAUCAUCUGACAAAGGCCCAAAUGGCACAGCAUUGGGCACCUAUGCUUCAGCAACAGUGGGAGUGGACUCAGAUUAUUUCUGUGCAACUGGGAUCACUUUUGAGAACUCAGUGAUUGCAUCGGCUGGUGGAAAAGGGAUGCAAGGAGUGGCACUGAGGGUAAGCAGUCCAAAAGCAAUGUUCUAUCGAGUGAGGAUUAAGGGAACACAGGACACUCUCUUGGACAGCACAGGAAAUCAUUACUUCUUAAAGUGUCGCAUCAUAGGAAAAGUUGAUUUUAUCUGUGGCAGCGCAAAAUCACUCUAUGAGAAGUGUCGUCUUCAGUCAAUAGCUGAGAACUAUGGAGCAAUAGCAGCACAUCAUAGGGAUUCACCAACAGACGACACAGGUUUUUCUUUUGUAAGUUGCAGUAUUAGAGGAUCUGGCAGUGUGUACCUUGGCAGAGCAUGGGGGAACUACUCAAGAAUUAUAUACUCCAAAUGUAAUAUGGAUGGCAUUAUUAAUCCUCAAGGGUGGUCAGACUGGAAUCAUUCACAUAGGAAGAAGACUGCAGUGUUUGCUGAGUAUCAAUGCAAGGGAAGAGGAGCAGAUAGAAGACAUAGGGUGCCUUGGUCAAAAUCAUUCAGCUAUCCGGAAGCAAGUCCUUUCCUUUACAAGAGCUUCAUAGAUGGAGACCAGUGGCUCAGACUGUAGCAUUAUGAUGCACCGAUUACAUGACAAUUAUUCAUUAUUAAUUUAUAUGCUUGUUUAUUACUAUGUUACAUAUCCCCCAAACGAUCAUUUUGAUGCUUACUCUUUAUCUUGCAAGGGAUGUUUUUUAUAUGUAUGUACGGGGUCACAGAUGCUUAAUCUGGAUCAUAAUCAUAAAUCAUUAUGACUCCU